AUGAAUUCAUUUAUGAUAUCAUCUCUAAUGAAUUCGCAAACAUCAUGUACUAACAAUACUAACAGUACUUGUAAUACAAAUGUUAUAGUAAAUUUGAAUUCGAUUCAUUCGAUGUUCACUGAUCAACAGUAUGAAAAUAUUUUAAUGAAUCAUAAUAAUAGUAAUAAUAAUAAUUAUAAUGAUGUCCCUAUCAGUAAUUUAUAUCAAAGUAUCAAUUCUUCAGAUUAUUUAAAACAAAUUGAAUGUAUUUCAUAUUAUAAAAGUUAUUUACAUUUAUUUUUAACAAAAUUGAAUCAACAGUAUUCAAUGUCCAAUAGAUUGAUACUUGAUCAUUUACCCUGCCAUGUAAAUAAGAAUUCACAAGAAUCGGAAAGUAUUCAUAUCAAUACGAGAGAAGAAUAUUUGAAUAAAAGUAUAAAUUCAUCUGGAAUGGAAUCAUCCUCGAUUGAACACAAUGAGUUCAUUAAUGAUUUACCAAUCAAUCAAUUCAAACAUCAUGAUGUUCAAUGUUUCAGUGAUAAAGAAAAUUGUUGUAAUAAUAAUAAUAACAACAAUAAUAAUACUUUUCAAGAAUUUAAACAAGUCAGCAGAUGCAAUCAAUUAAAGAAAUCAAAAAAUCAUUCUAGAAAUCGUACAGCAUUCACAGACUAUCAGUUAAUAUGCUUAGAACGUGAAUUUAAUCAAUUAAAAUACUUAUCACGUAUUGAUCGAAUCCAGUUGGCGCAAAAUUUGAAUUUAAGUGAAAAACAAGUGAAAAUAUGGUUUCAGAAUCGUCGUGUUCGUUGGCGGAAAAGAAAAUCCUUGGAAUCGAAGUAAGAGGAAAAACGAAUGAUGGAAAAAAUUAUUCGAAUUUUUUUCUACAGAAAAGUUUUUCUUGAUUUUGUAAAG
Messenger RNA from Trichobilharzia szidati, 888 nucleotides. NCBI's taxonomy places the organism in Eukaryota, Metazoa, Platyhelminthes, Trematoda, Strigeidida, Schistosomatidae. The record is from the annotation of a GenBank genome assembly.